AUGGCAAGCCUACGAAAAACCCACCCCCUACUCAAGAUCGCUAACGACGCAGUAGUAGACCUCCCAGCACCAUCCAACAUUUCAGUCUGAUGAAAUUUUGGAUCCCUUUUAGGACUAUGCUUGGCCACACAAAUCCUUACAGGACUUUUCCUAGCCAUACACUACACCUCAGACAUCGCUACCGCUUUCUCGUCAGUGGCCCACAUUUGUCGAGACGUAAAUUACGGAUGACUAAUCCGAAAUAUGCAUGCAAACGGAGCCUCAUUCUUCUUCAUCUGCAUUUAUGCACACAUUGCUCGAGGACUGUACUACGGUUCUUAUCUUUACAUAGAAACUUGAAACAUCGGAGUAGUACUACUUCUUUUAGUUAUGAUGACUGCCUUCGUUGGGUACGUACUUCCCUGAGGACAAAUGUCCUUCUGAGGAGCAACUGUUAUUACUAACCUUAUGUCUGCAGUUCCUUACGUGGGCACUGAAUUAGUGCAGUGAAUUUGAGGAGGCUUUUCGGUCGACAACGCGACUCUUACCCGGUUCUUCGCCUUCCACUUCUUAUUCCCCUUCGUUAUUGCAGGUGUUACUAUCCUUCACCUUUUAUUUUUACACGAAACAGGGUCUAACAACCCAGCAGGGCUCAAUUCUGACGCCGAUAAAAUCGCAUUCCACCCAUACUUCUCUUAUAAAGAUCUCUUAGGAUUCGCAGUAAUGCUGCUGGCGCUAACCUCGCUGGCAUUAUUCUCCCCUAACUUAUUAGGAGACCCUGAUAAUUUUACCCCAGCUAAUCCCCUUGUCACCCCACCUCAUAUUAAGCCUGAGUGAUACUUCCUCUUUGCUUACGCUAUUCUCCGAUCCAUCCCAAACAAACUAGGCGGAGUACUUGCCCUCCUAUUUUCUAUCCUAGUUCUUAUGGUCGUACCUAUCUUGCACACCUCUAAACAACGAGGAAUUACUUUCCGACCCAUUACGCAGUUCCUAUUCUGAACCCUUGUUGCCGACGUCAUCAUUCUUACAUGAAUCGGAGGUAUGCCAGUCGAACACCCAUUCAUUAUUAUUGGUCAAGUAGCAUCGCUACUCUACUUCUCUAUUUUCCUUGUACUAGCUCCCAUGGCAGGAUGAUUAGAGAACAAAGCCCUAAACUGAAACU
Molecule: messenger RNA, 1141 nt
Organism: Engraulis encrasicolus (European anchovy)
Lineage: Eukaryota; Metazoa; Chordata; Actinopteri; Clupeiformes; Engraulidae
Source: the annotation of a RefSeq genome assembly